AUGCUCAGCGCCAAAGCUAAGGGGAAGCAGAAAGCCAUAGAGCCAGAUGCGGCGAAAGAGCGUGCAUCGUCACCGUGCACGCUGGUUGUGCGCUUCACCGAAGGGGACCCCGACCUCCGUCUCGAGGCGACUGAGCAGGAGACUAUACGUGAUGCUAAGCCACACCUCCGAGGCCGCAGGCUGCGCCUUAUCCAUCAGGGACGCCUACUUCCAGAUACGACACCAGUCCAUAAUUGGUUAUCUUCGACAGAGAGCAGACACCACACAGAAACCUCCAACGAGCCGACUUCAGAUGAUUCUCCGUUCUCUGCUCCGACCACUUGGGUUCAUUGCUCCAUUGGACCUGUAUUGAGCGAGGGAGAGGAAGAUCAAGAAAAGGAUACGCAGACCGCACAAAUCAAGCCGUUGAGGGGCUUCGACCGUUUGGCCGCCGCGGGCUUUUCGGAAUCAGACAUACAGAGCAUACGAAGGCAGUUUCAUAGCCAAUCUACAGACAAUUAUCUCGAUUCUGGGUUCGAGAACGAUGACGAUUAUGAAGAGCGUGCACGUGUACUAGAAGAGCAGUGGAUAGAUUCUAUGGAUACAGGUGGAAGCGCAGCUCUAUCCGAUUAUUCCCCAACAGCGAUAGUUACUGGCGCUGUCAUGGGUUUCUUCUUCCCGCUUCUUCCUUUCUUCUUCUUCAGCGAGGCACGGCCCGCGGUAUUUUGGGAAGACGGAUCAGAGCAACCAGCCCCUCGGAGUGCAAUAUUUUCGUGCGUUGUCAUGGCUCGCAUAUCGCCGAUCUAUCUAAUGGACAACGUUUCUUUUUCAGAAAGCGCAUGCAGAUGA
Punctularia strigosozonata HHB-11173 SS5 is the source of this 828-nucleotide messenger RNA. RefSeq lists its product as uncharacterized. Gene Ontology annotation, biological process: protein processing. The coding region runs from base 1 to 828 and encodes 275 amino acids. The transcript is spliced from 4 exons. The record is from RefSeq and is a predicted model, not a curated record. Lineage: Eukaryota; Fungi; Basidiomycota; Agaricomycetes; Corticiales; Punctulariaceae. Gene Ontology annotation, cellular component: Dsc E3 ubiquitin ligase complex; endoplasmic reticulum.